ACAAAGUCAACCGCAGUGAAAUUUGUGUGUCUAUGAGGGAAUGAAUGCCUGUAUGCUUGGAACAAACUCAGGCAGAAGGCGAGCGUGUGCGUAUGUGUAGCUCAAACGAUUGUCAUCUUCUAGUUGCAAUUCACACCUUCUCUUCUUGACACACACACAUCACUUUCAACUGUGUCAUCAAAAUGCCUACCCGCUUCAGCAAGACAAGGAAGCACCGUGGACACGUCUCCGCCGGUUACGGUCGUAUUGGUAAGCACCGCAAACAUCCCGGUGGUCGUGGUUUAGCUGGUGGUCAACAUCACCACCGUACCAACUUCGACAAAUACCACCCUGGUUACUUCGGUAAGGUUGGUAUGCGUCACUUCCACUUGACCCGUAACGCAUACCACUGCCCCGUGAUCAACUUGGACAAACUUUGGACUUUGGUUCCCGCUGAACAACGCAAGGGAUUGUCAGCCAGCUCUAAGGAAGUUCCCGUCAUUGACACAUUGGCAGCCGGAUACGGAAAGGUUUUGGGUAAAGGACGUUUGCCUCAAUUGCCAUUCAUCGUUAAGGCAAGAUGGGUUUCUGAGUUGGCCGAAAAGAAGAUUAAGGAAGCUGGUGGUGUUGUAAGCUUGGUCGCCUAAAAAGGUUCCUCAGCUUGAUAACUCAUCACUCUCUUUACACUUUGCAUCAUGGGAUAAGCAACCUCUCCCGUUUUUGGGUUGUUUCUUCUUUUGUUCUCUAUCACAAAAAAAUGGGAUUCACAUCCAUUAUGUACCAUGACAUAUUCACACACUUUGGCGCUCAUCA
Messenger RNA from Meira miltonrushii, 792 nucleotides. Its product is annotated as putative RPL28-60S large subunit ribosomal protein L27a.e. The record is from RefSeq and is a predicted model, not a curated record. Lineage: Eukaryota; Fungi; Basidiomycota; Exobasidiomycetes; Exobasidiales; Brachybasidiaceae. Gene Ontology annotation, cellular component: ribosome; cytosolic large ribosomal subunit. The transcript is spliced from 2 exons. Gene Ontology annotation, biological process: translation. The coding region runs from base 183 to 626 and encodes 147 amino acids. Gene Ontology annotation, molecular function: structural constituent of ribosome.